AAAAAUAUAGUUAAACUUUUGUAUAUAGUAAAAAAAAUAUUAUUAAAUAUUAUUUCUAAUAUAGAUAUCAAAUGGAUACUAGACGUUCCAAUCGAAGUUCGGGGAAACAAACAAAAGAUGUUAAAUUAAAAGGCCAAGAGAUGAGGAACCAAGCUUUGCUAUGCACACCACCCCAAACGAAAUAUUCUAAAAAUGUUUAUUCCCGUAAGUCAGAUGAUUAUGAUGACAUUUAUGAUUCCCAGGAAUCGUCACCCAUUUUACUCAGUACACAAGAAGGAGGUAGAGGCUGUGAGGUCAUUUGGGACUGGCGUAGUCCCAACAGAAGCAAUCUUCAUGUUUUAAACAAUACACCAAAGGCUAAAGAGCGCAAGUCUGGCAAAUUCAAGCUAAAAAGUAUUUCACCAUUGGUAAAUUUGCCGACAAAGAAGCAAUUUAGAAAACCUUUAAACACAAAUUUUAUUGAUAACCUGCAAGCCCAGUUAGCAGAUAUUCAACGAAGAUUUAACUCCAAUAAAACUAAUAAUAUUGAUCCGCCACCACAGCAGAAGCAUGAAGACGUUGAAAGUAACAAUUGUGAUAAUAAAAUCAAAGAAGACGAUAAUGAUACAGUUAUAAUUGAUGAAAAAUCAAAGCAGUUACCUGCACAUAAUUCACCAGACGUUUCUGAAUUUCUGAAAGAUGAUUCAUUCACUGAUUUAUUGAUCCAAUGUAGUCAAGUUGCUGAAAAUGCCAUAAGUAAAGGGAUAAAUAAAGAUUUAACACAUUUGAAAUUGCAUGAGAGUAAUACCCAAAAUUUGAAACCAAGAAGUGAAUCGCCAGACUUGUUUAUGGAAGAAGUACUAUUUGAUCAAAUGGAGCCAGAAGUAACAUUCAUUAACAAUAAGAAGAUAGUAAACACACGAAGCUUACAUACUCCUAAAAGGGCUGUUAAUAGUCCCAAGAUUGUGGCUAUAAGUACUCCAAAAAAAGAUUUAAUUGAGAGAGAAGAAUAUAUAAAUGAUGACUCAUUUGAUGCUAUAUUAUCAACGUUAAGUGAUGAAGCUUUUGUGACAACAGCUGGUUUCAGUGGCAUGCACACUAAGCAAAACAAUGAAAUUAUAACACAAAUUGAGUCAUCUGUUGCAAAAACAUCUCAUAAAAAUUCAGUUGAUCAAAACAAAGAAUCGAACUUCAAUAUCAAACCACACAAAAAUGACUUCAAAUCUAGUUUUAGCAGACACAGCUCUAUGCCUGUAUCUCCUCGAAUUAUAGGUAGCAAAUAUCAGCUUGGCAAUCCUAUCGCCAGACACAAUAGUAUGCCUUAUGGUAAUGAUAAGAAUCACAAGUCUGGUUUUGGUGACAAAAAUGAAGGAAGCACGGAAAGUCUGGGUUAUCAAUCAAGUUCACCUACUAUCCAAUGUACCCCGGACGAAAUCGAAAAGAAACGUCAAGAGGCAUUAAAACGCAAAGAAGCAGCGAGGAUAAGAAAAGAAAUUGAGCGCAAACGAUUAGAGGCUAUAGAGAAACUUCAAAUGAAAUCAAAAUCAAAUCGCAGAAAUUGCAGAUGACAAUGAAAUAUUUUAGAAUAAUGAGAUUCUGACAUUAAAACCUAUUAUUCCAUUUGAAAUUUGUAA
Molecule: messenger RNA, 1613 nt
Organism: Ctenocephalides felis (cat flea)
Lineage: Eukaryota; Metazoa; Arthropoda; Insecta; Siphonaptera; Pulicidae
Exons: 5
Coding region: 72-1547 (491 amino acids)
Source: RefSeq, a predicted model, not a curated record